This is a messenger RNA of Lecanosticta acicola, 852 nucleotides long. NCBI's taxonomy places the organism in Eukaryota, Fungi, Ascomycota, Dothideomycetes, Mycosphaerellales, Mycosphaerellaceae. The record is from the annotation of a GenBank genome assembly.
AUGGUUGAGUUACGCAAGAGACCCGCUCCACCUCCACCUGCUCCGCCAAAGCAGAAGAAGCAAGCGACCAGCAAGUCCAAGGCCAAGAAGGACGCGCCCAAAGCUGCUGAGCCUGAAGAAGCUCCUGCUGCUGCGCCGGCCGCUGCAGAGACUGCCGCAGAGCCUGAGGCACCCAAAGGUCGCGCUGCCAAAGGUGAUGCUCCCAAAGGUGGUGCUCCCAAGGUCGGCGACAGCAUUGCCCUCGACGGCUUUGGUGGGGAGAUCGAGACGAAUGACGGCGACAAGACCACUCUUGCGAAGCUGGUAGCCGACAGCAAGGCCGGCGUGGUGCUGUUUACUUACCCCAAGGCCAGCACUCCAGGCUGUGAGCAUAAACUCUUCUGAUCCACUUGUACGAAUCACAUUCUGACCCUACCCAAAGGCACGACACAAGCUUGUCUCUUCCGCGACUCCUACGAGCCCCUCACCGCGACAGGUCUGAGCAUCUAUGGCCUCAGCACCGACAGCCCCAAGGCCAACACGACCUUUAAGACGAAGCAGAGCCUGCCAUACCCGCUAUUGUGUGAUCCAUCCGCAACCCUGAUCGCUGCCAUUGGCUUCAAAAAGGCUCCAAAGGGUACGACACGAGGCGUCUUCGUGGUUGACAAGAGCGGGAAAGUGCUUGCUGCUGAGCCGGGCGGUCCUGCGCCUACCGUAGAAGUUGUGAAGAAAGUAGUCGCGUCUAUGGAUGGUGACAGUGCCGCGGACGGCGUUAAGAGAGCCGAGGAGCGUGCAGAAGAGGAUAAAAAGGUCGCAGACACCGCUAGUGAGGUUGCUGAUGCGGCCGGAGAAGUCGAUGGUGCUGCUGCUUGA